AGUUAGGAGUGGAUUGUAUAUAAUUUCGACAUCCUCUUUCCGAUUCCAAAACCCAUUUUUCAAUAUUUGGUACGAAUUCCGAGAUAUCGGGUGUUAACUUCGGUCUAUAUCCACAAUUUUAAGACUAAAUAAAUAUUGUUUUGCUCCAUACGCCACUGUUUGGCGUAUAGACCGCCAUUUUCAUACGAAAAUUGAAAACAAAUUAAUCACUAUUGUUUUGCUCCACUGCCAUAACAAAAACGGAGAUCAAAGCAUACAUAACAAGCUUACAGCUUUGACAGUUUUUGUAUACAUAUAAAAUAUGUGUUAGUCUGGUAACACCAUCUUAUAAAUUUAGUGAAAAUUUUGUACAUAAACAUCAACAAGUCAUAAAUAAUUUGGGCGCUGAAGUAAAAAUGGAAUUUUCAUCACCACCACCGUUCUUGUCCGAAGAAAUUAUUCAGAUGUUUGAUGAAGAUUUAAUACCCAUAAAAUCACCAUCAGAAUAUGCAUUUAAAGAAGCAGAUCACGAAUGUCUUGCAAAUAGUACAAAUGAAGUCAGAUUUUUAACCUCAAUAUCCCCAAACGUUGAUAUAAGAUAUGAAGAACUGGAAGAAGGUUAUAGAAUCUCUUCACCCACUCCAAAGAAAAGGAGGAAAAAUCCUGAAUCAUGGAAAUGUAACAUACGAAAAAAGCUCAGAGAAUCGGGAAAGGAUUACAUUAACAUAAAUAAUACCAAAAUGCCAGCAAGAAAAAUUAAACCAGCGUGCUACAAUUGUUUUUUAAAAUGUGCAUAUAUUUUUUCUGAAGAAGAUCGUAUGAAUUUGCACCAAUCUUUUUGGAAUAUGUCUGAUGACGAAAAAAACAACUUUUAUAUUAAAUUUGUUGCCCGGCAUCCUGUAGUACGCCGUAGAACAUUAAAAUCAGCUAAAAAACAGUUUUCGUUUCUAUAUUACUUGGAAAAAGAUAAAAUAACCUACCGCGUAUGUCGAACUUUUUUUUUGAAUACAUUAAGCAUAAAUCAAAAGAGAAUAUAUUAUUGCUUUGAACACUUAAAUGAUGCCAGCACGGGAAUUCCUCAUCCACGAAAAAAAGGCAAGAAUAUUUAACGAGUGACACCUCCAAAAAAGUUAGCUGAAGUUCGAGAACACAUUUCAAGUUUUCCGGCCAUUGAUUCUCAUUAUUGUCGAGCAAAUUCUAAAAAAAAAAUAUAUUGACGGAAUUUUAAAUGUAAAUCGAAUGUACUCUCUAUAUCGUCAAAAAUAUGAAAACCCAAGGGAAACGCAUCUAUAUUUUAUUACAAAAGAAAAUUAAGUAUGUAUAACCUUACAGCUACUAUUAUUAUACCAAAUGUACCAAUAUUUACUUAUUGUGCUUUAUGGACCGAAGCUCAUAGUGGUCGAAGUGGCAAUGAUAUAGCUAGCGCACUAAUUAAAAUCUUAAAUCAGUUAGUAAAAAAUUUCCCUGGCAUUAAAACUAUAACAUUAUGGAGUGAUUCUUGCGUACCUCAAAACAAAAAUAGAAUAAAUACCACCGCAAUAAAAAUGUUCCUUAAACAAAAUAAUAUUGACAUGAUAGUACACAAAUUUUCGGAACCGGGGCAUUCAUUAAUACAGGAAGUGGAUUGUGUUCAUGGAGUAAUAGACAGAUAUUUAAAAAAUAUGGAGAUCCACAGCCCUCUCCAUCUCAUCAAACUACUUGAAAAUAUUCCUACUAACAAAACAAAAUUAAAAGUUUUAAGGAUGCUUCCAAAUGAUUUCUACUCCUAUUCGCUGGUUGCAAAUAAAAUGGAAUAUCGAAAUGUCCCAUUUUCUAAAAUUAAAGUUAUUUUAUAUCAAAAAACCGACAAAUUAAAUAUUCAAUUUAAAAAUU
Messenger RNA from Lucilia cuprina (Australian sheep blowfly), 1851 nucleotides. RefSeq lists its product as uncharacterized. NCBI's taxonomy places the organism in Eukaryota, Metazoa, Arthropoda, Insecta, Diptera, Calliphoridae. The record is from RefSeq and is a predicted model, not a curated record. The coding region runs from base 396 to 1088 and encodes 230 amino acids. The transcript is spliced from 5 exons.